Closterium sp. NIES-65 is the source of this 1161-nucleotide messenger RNA. The record is from the annotation of a GenBank genome assembly. Lineage: Eukaryota; Viridiplantae; Streptophyta; Zygnematophyceae; Desmidiales; Closteriaceae.
AUGAUGGGAGCUCGAGGCGAUUUGGGUAUUGAGGUUGAGACAGAGGAGGUUCUGGAAGGGAAAGGGGAGGAGGCGGAAGAGGAGGCGGAAGAGGAGGCGGAAGAGGAGGAGAGCUGGGCGGCCUCCGCCACUCUUCAGGCGGAGCUGCGCGCGGUAGUGGGCGCGGACGGCCCUUGCGCCAUUGCGCGCCAAGAUUGGUCACGCACCCCCGUGUCCCCUGCGCCAACGCCGCGGGGCGGAGCUUCCGCGUGCGCGCAGCAGACGCCGCGCUCCGCGCAGGAGGCGCGCAUGCAGCUGCUGCAGGCGCAGCUGGAGCUGCUGGAAACGAGCAAGGCGGUCUCCGCGCUGAAAUGCGCGCGGCACGUCGUUCAGAUGCCCGGACACUCCGCGCGCUACAGCAGCUGCGCCGGGACUGCCGGAGGCGGAGACGGCGAGAACAGCGGCAGUGGCAGUGCGACUGGCAGUGGCAGUGGCGGGAGCAGUAGCGCUAGCAGUCCGAGAUUCGGCGGAGCGAACGGGAGCGCGCAAGCGGAUAGCCCCCGGUCGGAGGGGAGCUUCAGCUUCGGGGAGAUGAUUAGUCCGCGCGCGCACGACGCGCAGCACGCGGGGGAGCUGGAGUUGGAACUGCAGCAGCAGCAGCAGCAACACCGCCACCGCCAACAGCAAGAACAGGGGGAGGAGAGGGAGGAGAAAGAAGAAGAGGUUUUCUACCUCCACUCGGCGUCGUUGCCGUCGUCACCGUGCCAGCAGCAGGCCUGGCACCUUCCAGAACGCCUGGGAGGCUCGUUGCAAGAACGGGCAACAACAGGUGGCAUCGGUAACAACAGCAGCAGGUGUGGGAGUAAGAGUGUCAACAGCAGGAGGAGCGGUGGUGGCAGUGGUACCGGUUCCAGGCAAGUGAGCUUGCAAGGUGCUGCCACGGGUGCUUCUGCAGCAAUGGCAAUGGGGGCAGCGGUGCUGGCGUCAGCGGUGCCACGUGUCAUCACCUCACCACAUGCGGGCACGUCACCCCGGAUGGAAUUUCCUUCGCCCACUGGGUUUUCCUUCAACCUGAGCCCAAACUCUUGUGCUACCUCUCUUCCCUUCCGGCAAUCUGCUACCGCUUCACUCCGGCUUACCGGUGUGUUGGGCAACAGCUAUGCUAUGCACUCUAUAGUAUAG